AUGUCACUUGCACACACAGCUGCAGAGUAUAUGCUCUCAGAUGCCCUACUGCCUGAACGCAGGAGUCCCCGUCUAAAAGGAUUGCGCCUGGAACUGCCCCUGGACCAGAUAGUCAAGUUCCUAAGUGUGGGCUUCCCCUUGUUGCUGAUGUCCCUGGCAUUUGCCCAAGAAUUCUCCUCUGGGUCUCCAAUCAGCUGCUUCUCUCCUAGCAACUUCAGUGUCCGGCAGGCUGCCUUUGUGGACAGUUCCUGCUGGGACUCGCUGGUUCAUCAUGAGCAAGACAAGCAGGGCCACUACAAGACAAAGUCUCUCUGGCCCCACAAGGCUCUCCCCUACUCCCUGCUGGGCCUAGCCAUGGCCAUGUACCUACCAGUUCUGCUAUGGCAGUAUGCAGCCGUGCCAGCCCUCAGCUCAGACCUGCUGUUUAUCAUCAGCGAACUGGACAAAUCCUAUAACCGCUCCAUCCGCUUGGUACAGCAUAUGGUGAAGAUCCGGCAGAAGAGCUCUGAUCCCCAUGGUUUUUGGGAUGAGCUGGAAAAGGCUCGGAGAGAACGAUACUUUGAAUUCCCCUUGCUGGAGCGCUACCUGGCAUGUAAGCAACGUUCACAUUCACUGGUGACGACCUACCUCCUGAGGAACACCCUCCUGCUCCUCCUCACCUCAGCCACCUACCUAUACCUUGGUCACUUCCAUCUAGGUAUCUUCUUCCAGGAGGAAUUCAGCUGUUCCAUCAAGAGAGAACUGCUAAGUGAUGAGGCUCACAUCCCUGAUCUGAUCACCUGCAGGCUGUCCUUCUUGUCUGUUUUCCAGAUUGUUAGCCUCUCCAGUGUAGUAGUAUAUACCUUAUUGGUUCCAGUGAUACUCUACAACCUCACUCGACUGUGCAGCUGGGACAAACACCUCCUGUCCAUCUAUGAGAUGCUCCCAGCUUUUGACCUCCUCAGCAGAAAGAUGCUGGGAUGUCCCAUCAAUGACCUCAACAUGAUCCUUCUUUUCCUCCGAGCCAAUAUCCCUGAGCUAAUUUCUUUUAGCCGGUUGAGUGUGUUGUGUCUGUUAAAGGACACAACCACACAAAAGCACAAUAUUGACACAGUGGUUGAUUUCAUGACAUUAUUGGCUGGCUUAGAACCCUCAAAACCUAAACGCCUCACCCACCAGGUAUGUGAUGAACAUUCAUAGCUAAGAAAACAUGGAGUGGGGAACAUAUGUAAAGGAUCAUUCUUCUUCCUCAUAAGACUCACAAUAUUCCAUAAAAGUGGCACAACAAUUAAGUACUCA
Messenger RNA from Elephantulus edwardii (Cape elephant shrew), 1278 nucleotides. RefSeq names its product pannexin 3 (gene PANX3). The coding region runs from base 1 to 1179 and encodes 392 amino acids. Gene Ontology annotation, molecular function: channel activity. Gene Ontology annotation, biological process: monoatomic cation transport; positive regulation of interleukin-1 production. The record is from RefSeq and is a predicted model, not a curated record. Lineage: Eukaryota; Metazoa; Chordata; Mammalia; Macroscelidea; Macroscelididae. The transcript has 4 exons.